Emiliania huxleyi CCMP1516 is the source of this 660-nucleotide messenger RNA. Its product is annotated as adenylate kinase. Gene Ontology annotation, biological process: nucleobase-containing compound metabolic process. Gene Ontology annotation, molecular function: ATP binding; AMP kinase activity. The coding region runs from base 1 to 660 and encodes 219 amino acids. Gene Ontology annotation, cellular component: mitochondrion; cytoplasm. Lineage: Eukaryota; Haptophyta; Isochrysidales; Noelaerhabdaceae. The transcript is spliced from 3 exons. The record is from RefSeq and is a predicted model, not a curated record.
AUGAUCCUGUUUGGCCCGCCGGGAGCGGGCAAGGGCUCGCAGGCGCCCAAGAUUGUGGACGUGCUCGGCAUCCCGCAGCUCUCGACGGGCGACAUGCUGCGCGCCGCCGUCGCCGCGGGCACCGACGUGGGCAAGCAGGCGCAGGGCGUGAUGGCGUCGGGCGGGCUCGUCAGCGACGAGCUGGUCGUCUCCAUCAUCCGGGAGCGAAUCACGGAGCCGGACUGCCGAGGCGGCUUCAUCCUCGACGGCUUCCCGCGCACCGCAAAGAUGCUCGACGAGAUGCUGCAGGCGUCGGGCGACGCGGUGACGCUCGUGCUCGCGCUCGAAGUGCCGGACGAGGUGCUGACGGAGCGGAUCUGCGGCCGGCGCGAGAGCACCUCGGCCGCGGCGCAGCGGCGCGGGAGGAGGCUCCGCCGACCCCCGCCCCCCUCCCCCGCGCAGACGAUGCUCGACGACGAGACGUCCGAGCCCCUCAUGCAGCGCGCCGACGACACGGAGGAGGCGCUCAAGACGCGCCUCUCCGCCUACCACGAGCAGACGGUUCCUAUCCUCGCGCACUACGAGCCGUCGGGUGCCGUCAAGCGCGUCGACGCAAACAAGGCGCCCGCCGAGGUCUGGGCCGCCAUCGAGUCGUCUUUGCCCACGGCGGUCGCAAAGUAA